Plasmodium cynomolgi strain B is the source of this 347-nucleotide messenger RNA. RefSeq lists its product as hypothetical. The transcript has a single exon. The annotation marks the transcript as partial. NCBI's taxonomy places the organism in Eukaryota, Apicomplexa, Aconoidasida, Haemosporida, Plasmodiidae. The record is from RefSeq and is a predicted model, not a curated record.
AUUGGAAGAAAAGAAUUAUUUGAAUACUACGUCGAUAAUGAUGGAAUUAUAUCAACCGCUAAAUUUUAUAAGACAGGGUGCAAUGAUUAUUAUAAAUAUGUUAAGUACAAAGAAAGGCUCUAUUAUUAUAUUAUGAAUCUAUUUUCUAUCUCAUAUAAUGUUGGCUAUCCAAAUUUUUUUGUGAAAUGUAAAGAGUACCAUCCAGAAAAUGUGUUACCUGAGAUUAUAUGUUACCACGAUAUGAAAAAAAGAAAAAUCAGCAAGCACAAGUUAAUGCACAAGAUCAAACACAAGCACAAAAAUAGCACCCUCACCCCCUCUCCAAACAUGUAUUACAGAAACUCAUG